AUUAUUGAUACGCUCAGUCUCCACUCUGCCUCGCAGGACACGCGUCCUGGCUGGAUAUAAAGUGUAAUAAAAAACAAGAAAAAAGUUUGUCUUUGCCGCGGCGCGAACUUUUUUCUUAAUUUUCUCCUUCCCGCGUUUUGUUUUAGUGACUGUCAGAUGUUUUUCCUAUUCUUGGAAUGUUCUUUUUCAAGAAAGUGUUGUUUUAACGUUAAAUGAAAUGUUUUAAAAAUAAGUGGUGAAGGGAAAUGUGAUUUUGUUUUUAGUGUGACGGAUAUUGUAUUUUACUUUUAAAGAUAAAUGCGCGUUCAGUCCCAAUAUGGUGGUCCGGCGGCUGCUCCCGCUCCCGCUGCUGGCGCUGCUGGUGUGGGGGGGCGCCGCCGCCAGCCUGCCCGGCGACCUCGCGCAUGUAGAUAAACUACCACCGCCAACCACGGUAUCUCUCUCCCCCACUACGUCCAGCGCCAGCGUGCCGUCCUACUCGCCCACGUACGCCACCGUCAUCCCGCCCGUGCCGCCCAGCGAUCGAGACAGGUUUCUGACGUUUGCGGAGUCGGGACAUCACAGAACGUUCAUGUUCGCGAAAGACAACACUUACAUACAGCUGGACGGAGAUAUCAUACAGAGGUUUCAGUUGAGACUGUGCCGCGAGAUAUCGUUCCGGUUCCGCACGCGGCUGCCGCACGGGCUGCUGGUCUACCACAACGUCAAGAAGAACCCCGUGUUCAAGAUGCAGCCCUACGCGCUCUAUGUCAUUGUGGAGAAGGGGGAGCUGAAAGUGGUCCACGUAUUCGGCAAGCACCUGACAUCGGUGACAGUCGGGAGGGCUCUCAACAGAGACCAGUGGCACAGCGUGGUCGUGACCAUAGACGUGCACGGCGCCAGGCUCAUAGCUAAGGUGGAUAAUAUGAAGGAAGAGGUUUAUUUGAAGGGCUUAAGUUUUGAUACAAACUACGGUAUCACUGACAACUUAACUUCAGUCAUUCUAAUCGGAGGCUUGAGCUCCGAAGAAAAACUCCACGGUGUCAAAUACAUAAUAGAAUCAUUCGUGGGUUGCAUUAGCGACAUGGUGCUAAGUUCUGGCAAGGCCGCUUCAGACCUCCUACCAAUAGUACCCCUAAUAGCUACAAAACAUGAAAAUGUUAAGGAAGGGUGUAUUGAUAAAUGCAGGACUAUGGAAAAUCUCUGCUUCGAAGGUUCGAGGUGUAUCAAUGAGUACAAUGGGUAUCGCUGCGACUGUUUUGGGACCUUGUAUGAAGAACAGCUGUGUGAUGUUUAUACGGCCACCAUCCUGACGCUGCGCGGCUCGAGCUACGUGUCGUACCGCGUGUACGACUGGAAGGACCGCGUGCACUCGCCCAACACCAGGCUCAGCAUGCACUUUAAGACUCGCUUCGAUGACUCAGCAUUGUUCUAUGCAAGCGGACAAAUUGAUGACAAACAUCACUACAUAGCUCUAUCAAUACAUAAUGAAAGUAUAGCAAUACAAAUAGAUCUAGGCGACGGACCUAUAGAAGACUACAUAGGAGAAAAGGUCAAUAAUAACAAAUGGCACAAUCUUACAGUGAUAUUGAAUGAAAAAACAGUAAUCGUGCAUUUAGAUCACAAAACUGAAGUCUACGAAAUCCCAGGAGAUGCGAAAUUCCUGUGCAUAGAUCCAGAAAUUUAUAUCUGUGGUGGACCAGAUUUACACAAAAUGAAGGGCUUGAAAUCUUUCAAUAAUUUUGCUGGAAACCUAAAAUAUGUUUACUACAACGAUGUUUCAAUACUCUAUGAGCUUAAACAGAAUAAUCCUAAAGUGCAUUACAUAGGCGUUCUGGAUCCAGAGUUUGAAGACAUUGAUAUAGAGGUGAUACCAAUAACGUAUCCAUUUGCGACUUCUCAUAUUUGGUGGCCAUUGAAUCAGAGUCAUAGCAUCAAUCUGAUAUUUGACUUUAAAACAUCGAAGAAUAUGGCUGUAUUAGCCUACAGUCAAAUCACUUCUGGACAAGGAUAUUGGGAGGUGCGUAUGGUAAAAGAAGAAAUCAGAUUCGAGCUAGUUCCAGAUGUAGGCAAAAACGUCACAGUCCUGAAGUCUGUAAAGUUCAAUGUCAGCAACAACUGGCACACAGUGGAACUCGAUUACAGGAAAGGAAGAAUUAAACUGACCGUUGAUCAUCAUAACAAACACGCGCAGAUGUUUGGUUUAGAUUUUGAACUGCAAGACAAGAUCGUGAUCGGCAGUGGCCUGAAGUCAGCCAACCUGGGCCUUAUUGGCUGUAUGAGGAACAUCAAGAUCAAUGGCCUACUGAUAGAGCCGAGAUUCGUAAUCAACACGGAGCGUGUAGUCGGCGAGGUGGCUAUAGACGACUGUCGCUACGUGGACCCGUGCACGCGACCCAACACUUGCGAGCACGGCGGCGUGUGCUCCAUCCGCGAGGACAGAGUCAUCUGCAACUGUGAUAAUACUGGUUACAUAGGAGAAAACUGCCACUUCGCCACCUUCCGUAAAACGUGCGAAGAGCUAGCCCUGCUUGGGUACACUAGGAACGAUGUAUACCUGAUAGAUAUUGAUGGCAACGGCAAGUUUCCACCAGCACAUGUCAAGUGCGAGUUUCAGAUAGAGGCCGACUCAUCUACCACUGUUGUGGAGCACAAUCUGCCGAGUCAAGUGGACGUACGCUCAGCCUCAGGCCAAGACUUCAGCUUCAAGAUAAAGUACCGCGAGUUCACGGCAGAGAUGCUGCAAGAGCUGAUCUCCCACUCUCUCUACUGCCGACAGUACAUCAAGUAUGACUGUAACAUGGCGCCGCUAGAACUGCACAGUGCUACCUGGUUUAUAUCUUCGAGUAACGAUGCUGUUGACUUCUUGGGGAAUGUUAAGAGAGGCUACUGCCCAUGCGGCAUCAACGCGUCAUGCGUGAACCCGACCCAGUCUUGCAACUGUGAUGCCAAAGACAACAAGUGGCUGUCAGACGAGGGUGUCCUGUCUACACCGACCAGCCUCGGCAUUACGGACAUGUUCUUCCUGCAACAGAAGGAUCUUCCUGAGGAGGCUCAGGGACGGAUCACGUUGGGACCUCUGGAGUGUGUGGAGACUAACACCCAACGCUACGUAGUAACCUUCACCACAUCCCAGUCCUACAUCGAGGUGCCGGGGUGGCGGAAGGGAGACAUCGCGUUCAGCUUCAGAACCACCGGCACCAGCGCGAUCCUGCUGUUCCAGCCGCCGAUCAGGCCCAACUACCCGUCGUUCAUGGUCACUCUUACUAGUGAACACGAGCUAACCUUCAACUUCACGCUCAACACCGGAACAACCCGCAAGCUGGUCAUCAACUCCAAACGGAAGCUCAACGGCGGCGAGUGGCACAAGAUCUGGAUCGACUACAACUUCUAUCACGUCCGGUUUAUGCUCAACACGGAGUAUCAGAUGCUGAAUCUGCUGUUGGAAGAGGAGUUUGGGCCGUUCGAAGGUUCCAUGUUUAUUGGCGGUGCUACUGCCGAACACCUAAAAAAAUCAGCAGUAAACCAAGGCCUAAUCGGCUGCUUCCGAGGCCUCGUAGUAAACGGGGAGAUCCUCGACAUCUACAGCUACAUGUCGGUCCACCUGUCCGAGAUCAUCAAGGACUGCAAGCCCUCGUGUGUGCCCAACCCCUGCCAGAAUAAAGCCAUUUGUAAGGAAUUGUGGUCGAGUUACGAAUGCAUUUGUAAAAAUCCUUGGGCGCAUUUGGGCAAUCAUUGUCAAGAGAAUAUCAACGAAAAAGCUCUAACAUUCCAAACAAGAGAGUCGUACUUAAAGAAGAACUACCUAGUAGACAACACAACAGACGCAGAGAAAAACACAUUAAAACGAAUGAUGACAGAAAAUGUCCUGAUGAACCUACGAACUUACGACGAUAAUGCAUUAGUCCUAUAUGCUAACGACAAUCUAAACAAUUUCAUACAUCUGUUCAUACACAAUGGCACACAAAUCAUAUACCUUUUCAACAACGAAGAUGAAAUAGUUCAAAUGAAUGUAACUUACGAGAGAAUCAAUAAAGGUGAAAGUGUGCAGAUAGCAAUAAUACGAACAGAAAACUCGACGACUUUACAUGUUAAUGACAAGAAUUCCACCAUUGAUCAAGUUGCUACGCUUCUUACCAACUACACGAAUAAACCGUGGGUGAACUCGGAAUUAGAGGUGAUCCGCCCUCAACGCCCGCCCGCGCCGCCCACGGACUACUUCCAGAUGAACCUGGGCGGCUUCGACCCCUACUCUCUGCACCUGGCACAGAGAGCCGCCAGCCUGCCGCAGGGCGGGUACGUGGGCUGUGUGAGAGGGUUCAAGAUAGCAGAGCAUGUCGUGGACUUACCGAACAUGGUGGAUGGGAGUGAGGGCGAAGAAUUGGCCGGUGUAUUACCCGAGUGCGACAUGAAAUGCGACUCAGAGCCGUGCAAGAAUGGAGGGAUAUGCACUGAAGACUUUACCAACCAGGAGAGCAGCUGUGACUGUGAACUCACCAGCUACUUCGGAGAGUACUGUAUGGAGGAGAAAGGAGCUGACUUCAAUGGGGAGAGUAUACUGCAGAGGAAGUUUGUUCAACAAGGGCCUAUUGAAAAAGUCAAAAUAAAGCUAGCAUUUUCAAGCAAUGAUUUGCGGCAGAAGAAUACAGUUUUGCUUCUUGUUCAAACGGAGAAUAAACGAAGCUACUAUCUCCUGAUAGCAAUCACACAAGAUGGAUAUCUGAAAUUCGAGGAAGAUCGAGAAGAUUCAACUUACGGAGCUGAGGUUAAAAACAGAAACUUCUUGAAUGGCGCCCGCCACACGGUCUACUACACUCGCUCGGCCGACGCCGCCCUGCUAGUCAUAGACAGGACGGCGGUGGCGCUAGACGCGCUGGGGGCGCGGGGGCCGCGCGACGCGCCGGGGCCGGGGGCUGAUGAAGUGCAACUUGGAGGGCUUAACACUACGGACCCGAGGCUGAAGAUCUACAAGGGGUAUAGCGGAUGUUUGUCCAAUAUUUAUGUGGAGAUCAAUAACUAUACGAUGAAGCCUCUGGAAGAGUACAUGCUGUUCACGCGCAGUGACUCAGAAAAGGUGAACGUGGUGAACGCGCAGGGCGUGCGCAGCGCGCAGUGCUCCGCCGACUUCGACGAGGCGUGGCCCGAGCACGACCAGCUCGCUGCUGCUCAUAAUGGCAGCUUCCUCAUCAGUGUAGACAAGACGUGGGUAGAGGACCCGCCGUCGCGCGUGCCGUACGAGUCGUCGUACCAGGAGCCGGACGCCGAGGAGGAGAACACGGACCGGUUCUUCAUAGCGCUCAUAGUGGUGUACAUACUGGGCCUGUGCUACUGCGCGUCGCAUAUGUGGCGCACGCAGAAAGCGUACAAACUGCGCCUAGAGAAGGAAACCGACGAGAACAUCAUGAGGAACAAGGAGAAGGCCACCAAGCUGCAAGAGCCCGCCGUCUCCUAUUUACAAUUAAACAAAGAAGAAGGGGAGUCUAAGGAAGGGGAGAAGAAGCCCAACGGCGUGACGAUAGAGAUACCGACUGUGGUGGUGGACGCGCCGGAGGACAAGCCCCCGAGCCGGCGCGGCUCGCUGCGAUUUAGAGAUCUAGUAGAAAAGGAACGUUCUUGGGAGCCACUCGAGGAAAAAGACGAAUCUCAAGACACCGACGUUAGUGAACAUGACACUGCCGAAAUAAAAUCAGAAUCACAGGAUUAUGACGAUGAUGAUGAAGACAGUGACAGGGCGAGAGCUGGCGACAGUCUGGGGGCUGCCAGUGAUGAAGGCGAGGAUUUGGAGACCGAAGAUGAUGUAGAUAAGAGUAAAGACAGCAAUCCCACUGGAAAUGCGAAAGCCCAGCACAAUUCGACUAUCGGCCCGCCCCCCGCUGCGCUGCGAACUCAGCUGCCAUUCAAAAUAGAUGAGGGCGGCUCCAACGAAAUGUUAACGUCGAAUGCAUGAUAUUAUUAUAGAAAUAUAGAUUUUAUUAAAUUUUAAAAGCCUACUUAAUAAAUAGGUUAUUUCAAUGA
Plutella xylostella (diamondback moth) is the source of this 5994-nucleotide messenger RNA. It is a transcript of the gene axo, whose product is annotated as axotactin. Gene Ontology annotation, molecular function: calcium ion binding. NCBI's taxonomy places the organism in Eukaryota, Metazoa, Arthropoda, Insecta, Lepidoptera, Plutellidae. The record is from RefSeq and is a predicted model, not a curated record.